UUUUGCCAUUUCCCUAGUUCGUAGAGGACAUGCGCCGGAGCCAUGGACAUAAAUGUUGUAAAUGCUCUAACAUACGAGGAUUUUGUGAAACUAUUCGGUAAUGUGAUUGAGAAAUGCCCCCUUAUUUCGGCUGCGAUAUGGUCCCACCGGCCAUUCAAAGAUCUAGCAGACAUCGAGGCUCACAUAACGGAAUUCAUUCACAGUCUACCAGACUCAGGUAAAGAGGGCAUUUUGCGGUGUCACCCUGAUUUGGCGGGCCGGGACCUCCAGAGCGGGACUCUAACCCGCGAGUCUCAAGAAGAGCAGAGUCAAGCCGGUAUGACCACACUGGACACCGCAGAGGGGCUGCAAAUGUACCGUCUAAACUCGGAGUACAAGGAGCACUUUGGCUUCCCUUUUGUCAUCUGUGCCCGUCUCAACAACAAAGCAGAUAUUGUGCGCCAACUAUCUGAACGCUUGAAGAAUGACCGGGCAGCGGAACGAGAGCGCGCGAUCGAAGAGGUUAAAAAAAUCUGUAGCCUCCGGUUACGCAAUAUUGUCUUAUCUGACAUUCAAACCAAACUGUAACAAGUUACAGUUUCAAAAAUGUUUACUGCAUCUCUCUACUUGAUUGUAUAUUUCUUAAAAAAUAGGCCUAACACACACA
Cyprinus carpio (common carp) is the source of this 646-nucleotide messenger RNA. It is a transcript of the gene urad, whose product is annotated as ureidoimidazoline (2-oxo-4-hydroxy-4-carboxy-5-) decarboxylase. Gene Ontology annotation, molecular function: carboxy-lyase activity. Gene Ontology annotation, biological process: allantoin metabolic process. The record is from RefSeq and is a predicted model, not a curated record. NCBI's taxonomy places the organism in Eukaryota, Metazoa, Chordata, Actinopteri, Cypriniformes, Cyprinidae.